AAAAGAUAUCGCGGAUUGAAAACUAACAAUGAAAUAUAUUGUAUUUUCUUGUGUCACUUUUCUGAUUUUGGUCCAGGCUUGUAAGUUUAAAAAAAAAAAUUAUUUUUGCUCGUUCAUUUUUUUAAAGUAAAGACAAUGUGCACGAUCACAGCUAGGUUUAAAAUUGAUUGAACAUUUUUAUUCGUUCAAAGUAUUUUUUUUUUUUGAGUAAACAGAUCCUUACUCUUUUUCAUGUUGAUCCAAGUUUUUUGUAUGUUCAAUUUGAUCAUAUGAGGCUGCCGAAACUAAAUAUUGUAAGAAUUAAGACAAACAAUUUAUGAACUUCAGAUAUACCUCUUGAAUCCCAUUGUAAUGCGUUUAGUAAGCGAUUGUGUUUUAAAUGUGUAAUUUAAAUUAAAAUGUGAUUAAUCAAUCAAAGAAAGUUUAAAAAUAAAAUAAAUAAAACUUAUCCCCAUCAACCACUAGUAAUUUACGUCGUAUGUCUGGUGCUAAACAAAAGGGAGACAACCUUUGGAAUAGUCCUGCAAUUACAGAAUGCGACUUAAGGCCAUUUUUAAACCCUCUAUAUUAUUUUCAUUAUUCUUUGUGUGUUUGUUUAAGGCGAAAUCUUCCGACGGUUAACUGAUACACUUCCGGUCAUCCUAUCGAGCUGACACUUUGCACAAAGACUUGAUGCCAAUGACAUAACACUUUAUGAAGUUUUCAGCCCCAGCCCCACUCCAUACGACAAAUAAUAUGUUUUACCUUUUUUUUCAAGACGAAGAUGAAAGCAAUAUAAUGCAUGAUUUCUUUUAAGAACAGUAGCCAUCGCUUAUUUGUACAAAAAUGCACAUAUAGAAUUUGUUCGAAAAACUUUGUUUUUAGAGUUUGUUUAAUUGAAAUUUCUGAUAUAGACACGGCAAUGAUUAGCGCCAUUACAGUGUAAAAUACAAAGGUAAAAGAUGUGAAAAUAAGUCAGAUAAGAGAAUUGAUACUUUACUGUCUACAGUACAUUGAAAUAAGAUUAUGUUUUAUUACCUAAUGGCUAGUCAUAAUAUUAUUAUUAUCUUUAAAGAAAUGACAAUUUUUGAGUUUCUAAUCCAGCGUCGCUCAGAACAAACUUCUAAACUAAUAAAAGAAAAAUAAAAAAAAAAAGGGGGGGGGGGUGAAUACUGUUUUAGAAAAGUAGGUAAUAGAUAUUUGUAUUAAACCCCCCUUCCCCCCCCCCCCCCCCCGUGUAAUUAUAGUUCUAGCUCAAUUCGUACUUUCAACAAGAUAUUCUUUACGUAUCCAAAUUUCUUUAUUUGAUAAUUAAACCUAAUCUCCUCCCUCAAAAAUAAAACUAAAAUAAUGCAAAGAUUGUGUACCACCAUGUUUAUGCAAUAAAUAUCUUUAUUUAAUGUAUAAAUAGAACGAUUAUUAAAAUAUUCAAUGUUACAGACCGUUACAUUAUUCUUUUUACAAAAGAUUUAACAUGUCAAGAGCACAGAUUAUGUGCGAAGCCCCAUCUAACUGUUUUAUUAUCACCCAUUCAUGCAUAAAUAUUUGUUUAUUUUGAGUACGACGAUAAAAUAUGAUGCACAUUUAUGUUUAUAUAUUGUUACUUUAUCUUCUGAUAAGAUUACAAAAAACUUUAAAAAAAAUAAAAUGCUUAUCAUUAACUAACCACAAGUUGUCAUAAAUGUUGCCCUUAACUUGUGGGCGGCCAUUGAGUCAAUUAAUCACUUGGAUGUACAAAGUAAUAUUAAUUUCUUCAGGUACGGCUAACCUUCCAAUUUGUGGUGAUGUUAAUAGGACUUUGGUUUGUAACUCAACUGAAUAUUCUGGAACAUGCAAUGACUCAAAGUGCGCCUGUGCUGCUGGGUUUGAAUUAACAGGUCAAGAAACUUGCAAGCGUAAGUUGUCUUUUUAUUUAAGGGGAAAGAGAAAGAAAGAGCAAGAGGGAGAGAGGGAGAGAGAGAGAGAGAGAGAGAGAGAGAGAGAGAGAGAGAAUGAGAGAGAGAGAGAGAAAUAGAGAGAAAUAGAGAUAGCGACAAAGAGAGAGAGAAACACAGAAAGAAAAAGCGAUCGCACUUAAAGGAUAAAAUAAUUUUUACCUGUUUUAGAUACAUUUCUAAUAAGUUGUCUUUUUAUUUAAGGGGAAAGAGAAAGAAAGAGCAAGAGGGAGAGAGAGAGAGAGAGAGAGAGAGAGAGAGAGAGAGAGAGAGAGAGAAUGAAAGAGAUAGAGAGAAAUAGAGAGAAAUAGAGAUAGCGACAAAGUGAGAGAGUAACACAGAAAGAAAAAGCGAUCGCACUUAAAGGAUAAAAUAAUUUUUACCUGUUUUAGUUACAUUUCUAAAACGUUCAUAUCAAAGCAAAAGUCGAGUCACUACAAUUUACAAACAAUAAUUAACUGCUGUGAGGUCAGUGUUAAUGAAAACCGAAAGGAAUUUUAUAUGGAGUUUAUUAAAGCUAAAAUCAUUAUAAAAUGACUGCCGUGUCUAUGACAAUUUGCCACUGCUGUUGUUUCACCGGCACGAUUUCAACGCCACCAUUUCACCAGCGCCGUUCAACUGACGAUGACAAAGAAUUUAUUUAAUUCCAAAGUGAUAAUUUCAAUACACAGGUAAACGUUUAAGAAGAUCGAGAUAUUUGUGCAAGAAUAAAUAAUUAGUUGUGGGUUUUUUUUGUUGUUGUUUGUUCCGCAUAACCUCUUAUGUGGAUGUAUUAAAAUAACGAGUUAAUGUUUUAGAAGUUAACAGUUUCUGUACUUUUCAGUGCCCCCAACUUUGAAAAAUGCACCGGGAAAAGAUCCUUCUAGACAAAGGUCAAAUGGUUGGCUGGUUGAUGGGAGGUUUUUGCGUGAAUAUUAAAAAAGCAAUAUUUUAUGUUUUUUUUUUAAAAAAUAUAACCACAGUGUCGAGUACAACAUUCAAUUAUCUAGGAACGCCACAAUCUUGGUGUAACGAGAGAUGUUAUGACGAAGAUUUGGACGUAGGUCGUCUUGUCAAGGUUACCAAAAUACCUUUAAAUAAUUGGAACGCUAUUUUGUUAAUUACGUUAAAAAGGAGUACAGAAAUAUAUAGUCUAAUAAGACUGUAUCACAAACUCAGUGAACAUUGUCUGGUUACUUGAUAGUUCGUUGACAGACAUUUCACUGGCGCCACUACAUUGACGAAUAACUGCAAAGACAGACACUUCAUCAUCAUCAUCAUCAUCGUCAUCAUUGGCGCUACAGCCCCUGUAGGUGCCCUGGCAUGCUCCACCACAUCUUUCCAUUCGGAGCGAUAUAUCCAUCUCCACAUCGUCGAUCCACCUCAGUCUUGGGCGACCGGUGAGUUGUCUGCCCCUAGGCUUCUGCCUGCAUAUCACUUUUGCUGCUCUACAUUCCGGCAUCCUUUCAACAUGUCCUUCCCAGCGUAGUGUGCCUUUUUUAUUAUUGUGGCUAUGGGUGGGUCUUUGUACAAAUGGUAAAGUUCUUGGUCCUUUUCUAUCAAUGGGCCGUAUAUUUUCAGUAGGAUUUUCCUCUCCCAUGUGUUGAGCAGGUUCUCUGUUUUUCUGGUAAUGGUCCAAGUCUCACUAGCGUACGUUACUACUGGUCUUAUGAUAGUGGUGUAUAUUGUCUUCUUUGUUCCCCUUGAGAGGUUUUUGCUUCCCGGUAGCUUUUGUAGACUGAAAUAGGAACGGUUGCCUGCUGUUAUCCUUUCUUUCACCGCCAACAUUAUGUCAUUGUGCACGUUUAUAGUUUCCCUUAGAUAUGUGAAUGUAGCACUCUCUCAAAUUUGUGGUUGCUAAUAUUGAUGUUAUCAUCAGCAUUGGAGUUUCUUGUUAUUAUUAUAUAUUUUUACUUCAGUUCAUUUAUAUCAAGACCAGCUUUGACUGAGGCAAUUUCAAGUUCCAUGAAUGCUUUAAUUAUGUCAUUACGGUUUCUAACCAGUCUCCUUGUCUGAGGCCCCGAUUAACUAGGACCUCCCUUGAGUAUUAUCCCUGCACCUUGAUUCUACUUUUGGAGUUGGCCAUUGUCAUGUGUACUCCAAGUUUUUGUAGACCGUUGUAUAAUUAGUUCCUGUUUACGCUAUUGUAUGCUGUUUUGUAAUCCACAUAUAAUUGGUGUAUGUCGAUGUUAUAUUCUCAGCAUUUCUCCCGGCGACAUCUUAUAGCAACAAUAUGAUCCGUUUCAUGGAUUGAAAUUUCAUCUUCACACAACUCAUCAAGAGAAAACAAGUAUUGACAUGGACACUUCAUCGACAAAGUCAUAAUAAAAAUCAAUUGAAUUUAUUAUUUAUUGGUAGAGUUAAGCAGAUUCAUGUUGAAAUCUUUAUACAAAUCGAAAGCAAUAUCUUAACAUUAGAAUUAAUACAUUACAUUUUUUGUCUUCUUGUACAUCGAGAUUGUGAUCAUAAUUACUACAUGACAAAUAAAGGCUUUUUAAAAUAACAAUUUUAAUAAUUUCAUAUGAAAAUCUUAUUUAAAUUUUUCAUCCAUUAGUUGAGUGAUACCCAAUUCUUUAAUAUUCAGUAAAGGUUGUUUAAUUGGCUGUGCCAUCCUUCAGUGGGAUUGUUUAGUUUACGAAAGUCAUUUGAUUAAAUCUUCAAAUUGAUUCCUGAUAUCCAAUGGAAACGUUAAUUGUGGACGCCUGUUGUCACGCACGAUCUAACGAAUCCACGUAUCUACAAACAAAUCGAACAACAGCUUAAGAAUGUUUUCAUUUCAUUUUUAACAAAUGCCGUACUAGAACGAUCUCCAAACGCCUGCGAUAUCGUGAACUGGAAAGGUCAAGGUUAUUAUUGAUUUUUUUUCUCUAAAUGAAAUGUCCAACUUAAGAGAAACAAUCACUAAUUCUAAGAUUUUAUAAUUCUAAGAUCCUCAACAUAUUCUAAAAAUUGUAUCGAAGACGGCUGGUAAUAAGUCUGUCAUAACAAUCCUUGCGUUGAGUCAUUGCAUAAAGUCAUUGCUUCAAUACACGCUUAAAAGUUUGUCUUGUCUAGUUGAGAAAAAUGAUGUAAGCAAAUAGAGGGUGGCAACAACUUUUAUUCCAUUGUUUGGUAUCGGUGGAGUAGACAGUCCAGGAGAAGCUUUAAAUGAACCUUAACUAAACCAACAAUAAGCUGACUGAAAUGCAUCUAGAUUUCAUUGAUAAGAAAAAAAUAGUAAUCGCUCUUGACCCACAGACCUACCGAAAAAAGAAGAAAUUACUCCACAGAAAUUGAAUUUAAGUAUUGACGAGCUAUAACAUUUUCCAUAAGAUGAGGUUAAAAUUGUUGUAGAAUUUGCCUUCCUUCUGAUUCGUAUGAUUUUGCUGGGGAAAAAUGUAAUGAAAGCUUCCUGAACUGAUUCUUGAGUCCUGCAGUGGAUUGAAAGAGUGGUCAAAGCUUAGUAGCGUCCCAUCCUAUAACUUGUUUCUAAAGACCCCCCCCCCCACACACAAAAAGUGUGUAAGGGGGGGGGGGGUGGGCUCUGAAAAUCUUUUUGAUACAUAUUGAAGAGGAGAAAUGCUUAAAGGUCUCAGAUUGAAAGAGUGGUCAAAGCUUAGUAGCGUCCCAUCCUAUAACUUUUUUCUAAAGACCCCACCCUCCACACACAAAAAGUGUGUAAGGGGGGGGGGGUGGGCUCUGAAAAUCUUUUUGAUACAUAUUGAAGAGGAGAAAUGCUUAAAGGUCUCUUUAAAAUGGGGUAAUAAACUCAAGAGAUAUCACAUUUUCAAUAGUUAAAAUUGUGCGCUAGCAAAAUAGACUGAACAUCAUAAGUUUAAAAUCCGGCAAUAAUUCUAUCUGGUCUUAUGGCGUAUGCUUACUAAGUUUUGCCUAGAUUUAUCAAUAACGUAGAAACAUAAAUUCGUCUUGUAUUUAUGACAAAAAUUUCUUCGUGUUUUAGUGUCAGCCCCAGUGAUCACAGGAGUAGCGGACAUCAAUAAUUUAUUUCAGAAGAAGGAUUACAAUUUGUUAUGCAGUACACAUGUGAUCAAACCAAAUGUACUUACAUUCUCAUGGAGGAUUAAGUAAGUGAGCUUCUUUCACAAAAGAAUAUUUUAGUCACAAUUUACAUUUUCAUAAACAAUUAAAAACCUAUUUAAGAUGUUUAUAUCAAAUCUGAAUCUGAUUGAAUCUUACAGAAUGUUGAUGAAACUAACUGAAUCUGAUAUAAUAUGAUGUAUACUGAGAUAAUCAGAUUGAACCUAAUAGAAUGUAAUAGGGUCUGAAAAAUCUGAUUGAAUCUGUUGAUAUUUCAGUGGUACUGUCACAAAUGUGAAAGAUCAAAAUUACCCCAUAAAGGCAGCGAAAGAAUCAGACGAUGGCGAAUACUCUUGCACUGCAUCUGUGGGCGGACAAAACGCCAUAAGUGAAAAAGUCACUUUAACCUUUAAAAGUAAGUCCUUAAGUCAAAGAGAUUUAUAUAAAUAAUUCAUCUUCAACAAUAAGACGAUCAAUAUAAGUUAUUAUUAUAGAUAUAUUUUAUAAAUUUAUGUAAAUGAACGUUCUAAAAUAAAAAUAAUGAAAAACCAUUAUGAAAUGCAAUUAAUAUUUAACACGUUUUUUUCAAAAAAACAACAAAAAAACAAAAAAAAAAAAAACAUUUUAUUUAAAUCAAUAUAAGUUAUUAUUAUAAAAAUAUUUUAAAAAUUUAAGUAAAUAAACGUUCUAAAAUAAAAAUAAUGAAAAACCAUUAUGAAAUGCAAUUAAUAUUUAACACGUUUUUUUCAAAAAAACAACAAAAAAACAAAAAAAAAAAAAACAUUUUAUUUAGGGCCUCAUUUUACACGAGCCGCACACAAUGACAUUAGUAUGCCUACCAAUUUCAUUUGGUAUGAGAGGAAAUUCAAGCUAAAAAGAAUGUUUCAAGCCAGCUAAAACGUAUUUAUGACAUAUUAAGAAUGAAGACUUAAGAAUGAGCUCUAAAUAUGUAUAUAUGUAUUUAUCAAAGUAACUCAGCCACAGGUUUUGUUAUACAAGGCAAUGGUUAAAAGUUGAUUUCCUCAACUCUUAAAAAUUAAUUAAGUGGAUAUCACGUGAUAGCAAAAUUUUUGUGAUUCAAUAAAGUUUUACACAUUAAUUUCUAGUUUUUUUAUCUGUAACAGAUUAAAAACAAACUACCUUUUCAUUAAUUCUCAAUAGAAUUUAAAGUAGUCCAUAAUCAUAUUUUAUAUUUGCUAUAUCAUGUUUUUCCCCUACAGAUGCUGUUUCAGGUCUCACUGUGUCAGUAUUGGUCCUUGCAAUGGUUUUCUUAACCAAUUUAAUAAAUGCUGCUUAAUAUGAUAGCAAUCACAGGUUUGACUAAAACAAGAUUGUAGUUUUUUUUCAAAAUCUUAGCUGAAACACGUGAUUUUUAAAUCUUUUUUCAUGAUAAAUUGUAUAAUUUUUCAUAUUUUAUUUUUACAACUUAAAGAUUCAAAUGAUUAACAGGCCAAGAUGGAAAUUGAUAAAUCACAACAACAGCAA
Molecule: messenger RNA, 7394 nt
Organism: Lymnaea stagnalis (great pond snail)
Lineage: Eukaryota; Metazoa; Mollusca; Gastropoda; Lymnaeidae
Source: the annotation of a GenBank genome assembly